This is a messenger RNA of Hansenula anomala, 1356 nucleotides long. RefSeq lists its product as uncharacterized. The transcript has a single exon. The record is from RefSeq and is a predicted model, not a curated record. NCBI's taxonomy places the organism in Eukaryota, Fungi, Ascomycota, Saccharomycetes, Phaffomycetales, Wickerhamomycetaceae. Gene Ontology annotation, molecular function: transmembrane transporter activity. Gene Ontology annotation, biological process: transmembrane transport. Bases 1 to 1356 code for a protein of 451 amino acids.
AUGAAGGACAAAGAGGGACCAACGGUCAUCACAGUGUUGCCAGAGGAUGAUCCAUUCUACGAUAGAUUCACACCAACCAGGAAAAUGAUAUUUGUUGGUAUCGUUGCAUUGUCAGUGUUCCUUUCUCCAUCAUCAACUAUGGCAUUUCUUCCAGCUAUUUCCAAGAUUGCAAAUGAUUUCCAUACAACAGAUACAAUGAUCACACUAUCAAAUGCAUGUUAUUGUAUCGUGAUGGCCAUAUCACCAUGUGUCACUUCACCUCUUGGUGAUAUUUAUGGGAGGAAACCCUUAUAUUUGAUUUGUACUGCUGGUUUUACAAUUGCAACAAUAUUAACUGCAGUUUCUCAAAACCUUGCAAUGUUUUUUGUCUUUAGAUGUAUAACAGCAUUAUUUGGGACUGCAUUUUUCUCAUUAGGUGGUGGUAUUGUUAGUGAUAUUUAUAUUCCACAAGAAAGAGGUCGUGCUAUGGGUAUAACAUUAUCUGGAUCACAACUUGGACCGGCAUUUGCGCCUGUAAUUGGUGGGGUUAUUGUCACUUUUACAAGCUGGAGAGUUAUAUUUUGGGUUCUGGCUGGGUUGGGACUUUUCACAUUUUUACUUUCACUAGUAUUUUUGAAAGAGACUAUAAGAAUAUCAAGGGCAGAAAAAUACAAAAAGGAUCAUGCAAAAGCUUAUUGGGUCCCAUAUAACCCAUUUAGAGUGCUCAAGGCUUUUACUUAUUCAAAUCUAAUUCUCAGUGGAUUCAUGAGUAUGUCAUUGUUAUACAACAUGUAUGGGUUGACAACACCAAUUCCAAAUGUCAUGAACCCUAGAUUCCACUUGACAACUCCUAUUUACGGUGCAUUGUUUUAUUUAGCACCAGGUAUGGGUUAUUUAAUAGGCUCAUUAUAUGGGGGUAAAUGGGCUGAUAGAUAUGUUAAAAAGUAUAUGAAAUUAAGAGGUGAACGGAUUCCAGAAGAUAGAUUAAGGUCAACUUAUGUUUCAUUUGGGUUGGUUCUACCAAUAAGUGUUUUGGUAUAUGGAUGGACUGUUGAAAAAGAGAAAGGUGGAAUGGUUGUACCUAUUAUCGCACUGUUUUGUAAUGGUGUUGCACAAACUUUUUGCUUCCCAAGUAUCAAUGCAUAUUCUGUUGACUGCUUACCCCAUUUAGGUGGUGAUGCAAUAGCUAGUAACUAUUUUGCUCGCUACAUUGCAGGUGCUAUUGGUACUGGUACGUGUUUGAUACAAAUCAGAACAAUAGGUGUCGGUUGGACUAAUACGAUAUCUGCAUUUGUGCUACUUUUUGGGUUUGGAUCGUGUUUAUUAUUGAUUAAAUAUGGUGGAAAGCUAAGGAACAGAUCUAACAACUUUGUCUAG